AUGAGCUUGGAGGCUAAAGUGGCCACUUCGGCCACAUAUGGCUCCAUCUUAAUUUCUGGUCUGAUCGGGAACCUCCUGGUAAUCUGGGUUAUUUGGAUCUUAAAGAGUAAAAGGUGCAUACAGAGGAGAUUAAGGUACCACAUGGUCAGCAUGGCUUGCUCAGAUCUCCUCAUCCUAACCCUGGGGCUACCCAUUGAAUUGUACAGCAUCAUCUGGUGCCCGUACCCCUGGCCCAUUGGGAAUGUUGGCUGCAAAGGUUUCUAUUUGCUCUGGGAGAUAUGCAGCUACGCGACCAUAUUCAACGUCUUGGCGUUUAGUUUUGAACGUUAUCUGGCUAUCUGUCAUCCGGUGCAAGCCAAGGUCAUGGCAACAUCAAGAACCAAGAAGUUAAUUGGUAUGGUUUGGGGAAUGGCUAUUAUCACAGGGCUCCCUGCUGCCUUUGCAAUCGGUGUGGAAGAUGCUUGGAAGCCCUUCACAUUUGGACCCCAGCCACUACCGCCCCUGUAUAUCUGCACGAACAUUUCUGGACGAAAGGUUAUCUUUGAUCUGGUGAUCUAUAUCUCAUUUUCUCUCUACAUCCUGGUUCUCUUGCUAGUUGCUUUCACCUGUAAACAGAUGAUUAAAACCCUCCUCAAACAUCGACCCGUAUCUGUUGCACUUAGCAGCAUAAACUCCACAGGAAGGCUCCUACCAAAGUUUAAAGAGAUCAGGAGGCAAAAUGUGGUGCUGUUGGGAUGCAUCGUUGCAGCCUUGGCCAUUUGUUGGCUUCCAUUCCAAGCCAGGCGGAUAAUGACGGCUAUGAAAUCCAAAACUCAGUGGACAGAAUAUUACUACAGAUCAUAUCUGACCAUGCAACCUAUUACCAACACUUUCUAUUACCUCAGUUCUGCAAUCAACCCUUUUCUUUACAACAUGACUUCUAAACAGUUCCGCAAGGUGUUUGUGCAAGUACUGAGAAGCUGCUGUCGGUCCAGCCCUGUACCAUCAAGGCAGGAGAGGAACUCGCAAUUAGAUUUGAAACAAAAGUCUAUCUCGUUAAGUGGGAGACAUCCUUAUCCAAGAUUGAAAGAUCUAAAGAAUCGUCUCACUGACUAAUUCCCACUUUUUUCUUUUGAAUGAGGUCUGUGUGAUCAAGAGGACAAGAUCAUCACCUUCUCUGGCACCAAUGCUGUGCACAAUCUCUUGUGCCAAAAAAAAAUGUGCUUCUGGCUUAGAAAUCACUGUAGUUACCAAGGGAUUAAUCCUGAAGAAUUUACUAAAUAAAUUGCACCCUUGCAUCCCUGCUCCUCCCAAUAGGUCCAUAGAUAGACACUCCACCUCCUGCGAUACUGAGACAUUAACAACCAGAAGCUCCCAGCUGCAAUAACCGGUCUGUAAUGAGCUAGCUGAUAUUCAUGUCCACUAUUGUGUUAAUGCCUUCCUAGUGAUGCUGCUUCCUCUGAGUAACGUUCCACACCAGUGAUUUGAGCUCAAACUGUAGGCUGGCAUUUCCAGUGCAAUCCUGAGAGAGUGCUGCACUGUCAGAGGAGCUGUUCUUCAGAUGAGACAUUAAACUGAGGCCCUCCUUGCUCUCUAGGUCAGACAUAAAAUAUCCCAUGGCAAUUUUCAAAGACCAGGAAGGUUCUUUCUUAUGUCUCAGCCCAUACGCAUCCCGAAAUGAACAUCACUUCUGUGGGAGCUUGCUGUGUGCAAGUUGGCUGUCACGAUCCAUACAUUACAUUAGAGAUUACGUUUCAGAAGUACAAGAUCGAAUUUGGCUGUAACUGAAAUUGAGAUGUUCUGAGGUCAUGGACAGUGUUGUAAAAAUGCAAGUUCUUUCUUUCUCACGCUAUGUAGCAGUGUGAUCACCAACCCUGUGUUAGGUUGUGAAGCAAGUGAUUCCUGUUGGAACAUUGUGUGAGAAGUGAGCAGUUUGUCUGAUGCCCUUCUUGAUCAUAGAAUCUGACACCCUCUAUCCAGCCAGUUGGAAGAGGGGAGAAAGUUUGUCCACCACAUGUGUAAUCCUACUAAUGGAGACUCUUGCAUUUUUGG
Messenger RNA from Rhincodon typus (whale shark), 2031 nucleotides. Its product is annotated as G-protein coupled receptor 39-like. The coding region runs from base 1 to 1095 and encodes 364 amino acids. The transcript is spliced from 3 exons. Gene Ontology annotation, cellular component: membrane. The record is from RefSeq and is a predicted model, not a curated record. Gene Ontology annotation, molecular function: G protein-coupled neurotensin receptor activity. Gene Ontology annotation, biological process: G protein-coupled receptor signaling pathway. NCBI's taxonomy places the organism in Eukaryota, Metazoa, Chordata, Chondrichthyes, Orectolobiformes, Rhincodontidae.